GAGAACUCGAGCCAUUCCUAAGCCAGCGAAUCCAUUAGAGUCUCGAGAAGGGUCACUGAUCUUGCUAAAAAUGUCCAAUUGAUGCCCAAGAUGACAUCACCUGCCCGCGACCUUCUCCUCAUUCAAAAUCGAAGAAGCUUUUGGAUAUCGGUGCAAAAUACCAAUACCUUGGCUAUCUAUCUCUAUCUAUUAUCCAUACCUCUUGCCAGUAUCAUCCGUUUAUCGGUUUCCAAACAUACCGUCGUAGAAGAUGAUGAGACUAUCUGUCGUGCUACUGGUCUUCUUUGGCUUGUCAGGAGUUCUUGGUCAGGAUGAGAUCAAGUGUAACUCCACUGACUGCAUCUCCUGUGUAUCAGAAUUUAACUGUGUGUGGAUGGUGGAUGGUACCUGUAUAGAAGGCUGUGGCAGCUUCCCCAACAUUGAUUGCUACUAUGAGCGAAUCUUUAAAACAUCCACAGCUGACAAUCCAGCAGAAGAAAUAAUCACUGUGGCUGAAAUUUGCGAGGCGUGGGACUACAAUAUCACGGACAAUGAAGCCUGCUUUGAGGAGACCACGGGAGAAGAUUGUCUGAAGCAAGCUGGAUGUGACUGGAAAAUGGGCAUCAUAGAAAAUGCAGAAGAUCGCAAUUGGUGUGCCCUGGAUUUGCACUAUGUGCCGGUGCCUCCUCCCUGUGUUGCGACAACCUGCACUGACUGUCUUGAGGAUCCCACCUGCGUCUGGAUGAAGGGUGAUACCUGUGAAACAUCAUGUGACGGCCGCCCUAAUAUUGACUGCUAUGAUCCUCUCACGUUUGGGGCUGGUGCAGAUGCCGCUUCCGAAAUAUGUCAAGUAUACAAUGAAAGUAUGGUGGCCAAUGAGGAAUGCUUUACCCAAACGACAAAGGAUACUUGCUUUGGUCAAAGCGGAUGCCAAUGGGUAGGGGAGGCACAAGGUUUGGGACAUUGCACUCUGGCCAUUGAAAAAACAGAUCCAGAGGCUGUCAAUGAUGGAUCCAGUGGUGCCUGGUCGUCAACAUCAUUCUCUUCAGUCUCUUUUGUGGUGGCCUUGUUUCUUUGGAACCUCAGAUACUAGCAUUGGAGAAGACAUGGAUGUGAGACAACAAGAAUUUGUGCAUGAAAAAGAGAGAGUGAUUUUUCUGUUUGCUUGAGUAGGACCGAGAACGAUCUGAGUGUUCCUGUAGUAUCUAUUUUGUGAUUUGUGGCUAGUGCCUAAACUGUAUAAAUCUUUUUUUUAUCGUUUG
Molecule: messenger RNA, 1241 nt
Organism: Seminavis robusta
Lineage: Eukaryota; Bacillariophyta; Bacillariophyceae; Naviculales; Naviculaceae
Source: the annotation of a GenBank genome assembly